Molecule: messenger RNA, 1515 nt
Organism: Thyridium curvatum
Lineage: Eukaryota; Fungi; Ascomycota; Sordariomycetes; Thyridiales; Thyridiaceae
Exons: 3
Coding region: 1-1515 (504 amino acids)
Biological process (GO): transmembrane transport
Cellular component (GO): membrane
Molecular function (GO): transmembrane transporter activity
Source: RefSeq, a predicted model, not a curated record
AUGGCAGACAUCAAGGCACCUUCGAUCGAGGACGCCAAGCCGGCGCCCGGCGAAAUCCGCGAUGACUCGACAUCAAGUAUUUACAUCGACCCCGAGAAGGAGAAAGCCGCGCUGAGGAAGUUCGACAAGUACUUGCUCCCGGUCGUGCUGAUCUUCCUUGUUCUCUCCGCGUUGGACCGGACCAAUAUUGGCAAUGCGAGAGUGUUCGGCUUCGAUGAAGACCUCGGCCUCGUUGGCGGCCAGUUUGGAAACAUCAACACGCUGUUCUUUGUCACCUUCAUCGUCUUCGAAACGCCCUGGGUCAUGGCCAUCAAUCGCUUCGGUCCCAACAAGGCCCUCGGCACUGCUCUCAUCCUCUGGAGCAGUGUGACCAUCGGUAGUGGCUUCGUCCGCACCUACGCCCAGGCCAUCGUCUGUCGUCUUCUGCUGGGCGCCACCGAGGCCGGUGUCUCACCUGGCUUCGCCUACCUCUUUGCGACUAUCUACCCGCGCAGCUCUACUGCCAAGCGCAUCGCUAUGGGAAACGUCGCCAACACCAUCUCGGGAGCCUUCGGAGGCCUGUUCGCGUAUGCCAUCCAGACAAUGGGAACACGGCGUGGCAUUCAAGCUUGGAGAUGGCUCUUCAUCAUCGAGGGUUGCAUUACCUUUGUGGUAGGCGGCCUCUGCUGGCUGUUCCUCCCUCGCUCUCCCGAAGAUGCCUGGUUCCUGUCCGCCGAGGACAAGCACAUCAUGGAGCUCAGGAAGCAAAAGAACAUCGAAUACCGUGGAGAGAACAAGUUCAAUUCCAAGUGGAUUAAGCUUGCUUUCCAGGACCCGUUCAUCUACAUAGCUGGUGGCGCGUUCUUUUUCUCCUCUGUCGCUAUCACAGGCUUCAGCAUCUUCCUACCCACCAUCAUUCGAGGUCUCGGCUACGCUUCGCUCAAGGUCAACUACCUCACAAUUCCUGUCUACAUUUGCGGCUUCCUCUCUCUAAUUGUUCAGUGCUACUUCUCCGACAAGAUGCAACAACGAGCUCUGUUCCUUGUUGGGUCGGCACUGCCCGUUGUGGCGGGUUAUUUGAUCUGUGUGGGCACACCGAACCCAACUGCAGGUUACAUCGCCAUGUUCAUUUUGUCAUUCGGUAUGCAAUCCAACUGUCCCUUACUUGAUAGUGGAUCAGUACUGACAGAGGUAAUUCCGCUAGGCGUCUACUCUAUCUCCACUCUCGUUGUCACUUGGGUCGCUACGAACUUGAUGCCGGACCAAAAGCGCUCCGUUGCACUACCUGUCUUCUACUCGAUUGGCAACCUCUCCGGACUCGUGUCGUCCCAGCUGUACCCGAGUCAGCAUGCGCCACGAUACGUCAUUGGCAACUCCAUAUCGGCUGGUCUGGAGUGUGUCGCUGUUUGCUUCUUCGUCUCGGGCUGGUUCCUCCUAAGGAUGCGGAACAAGAGGAAGGAGAAGCUAGUUGCCGACGGAGCGACUACAAACGGUUUGGAAGGCGAUAUGGCUCUGGGCUUCAAGUAUGGACUAUAA